Pristis pectinata (smalltooth sawfish) is the source of this 2563-nucleotide messenger RNA. Its product is annotated as transcriptional enhancer factor TEF-5-like. Bases 994 to 2157 code for a protein of 387 amino acids. Gene Ontology annotation, molecular function: DNA-binding transcription factor activity, RNA polymerase II-specific; RNA polymerase II cis-regulatory region sequence-specific DNA binding. Gene Ontology annotation, cellular component: transcription regulator complex. The record is from RefSeq and is a predicted model, not a curated record. Gene Ontology annotation, biological process: regulation of transcription by RNA polymerase II; embryonic organ development; hippo signaling. NCBI's taxonomy places the organism in Eukaryota, Metazoa, Chordata, Chondrichthyes, Rhinopristiformes, Pristidae. The transcript has 14 exons.
UAGAAUGCUCUCAGUGGUGGAGAGGGCUGUGCCUGUGAUGGGCCAGGCUGUGCCCACCGCUCUCUGCAGCCUCUUGCAUUCCUGUGCGUUGGAACUGCCGUACCAGGCCACGAUGACAGCUCACCACCACCUCCUCAAGGGCAGUUAAGGGACAGGUAAUAAAUACCGAGGGUGCCACAUCCCAAAAAAACUUUGGAAAGAGACUGAUUCUCCUAAAUCUGUUCCUAUCUCGGCCGGGUGGGGGCUCCCUCUCUGCCAACCGGGGUCCUUGCUCCUUGGGAGUUGCAGGGGAAUCGAUUUACACACCCUGCCUCUCUUUAGAUGGCGCCUUUAUUGGGAGGUUGAACUCACGAGUUUACACCAAGCUCUUCCCUGCAAUCCAUUGGAGUUCUUUGGUCGACGAGGGACGAGAGGGGAAAAAAAAGUUUCCGAAAAAUCUGACGUCAGGGUGCAAUAGUAGUACCGCUUUAAGAUGUGGGAGUGAACACAACUUCCCUUGUCCAAUUUCAAGGGAUCGCCAACUAAUGGAGGGCUUGUUGAGAGAGUAGAGCGCGGUCCCAGAGGGCUGCGGAAAGUUUUCCAAAGUUUACUCGGGCUCCAGAAACUUUUUGUUGUUGCUGUUGUUUCCAAGUCAAAGAUUGUUUCCUGCGGACGAGAGAAAGAACACCUCUAUCGGCUUGGAGGUCACUUGGAUAAAUAUCGGAGAUCGGAAGUUUGCCCACCCGUUUUUUUGGAGGUUUUACCAGGGUUUCUCUUCAGUGAUUGACGGCUCUCCUCAGAGCCCCGCCAGCUGCCACAAUUGCGUCCAACGACUGGAACGGGAGCGGGAGCCCCGGAGAUGGGAGGGAGGACGGGGCAGAGGCUUUGGAAAAAUCGUUGGAUAAUGACGCUGAGGGAGUAUGGAGUCCUGAUAUUGAGCAGAGCUUCCAGGAGGCCCUGGCCAUAUAUCCACCAUGUGGUCGACGGAAGAUUAUCCUGUCUGACGAGGGCAAGAUGUACGGCCGCAAUGAGUUGAUAGCAAGAUACAUCAAGCUUCGGACCGGCAAAACACGCACAAGGAAGCAGGUGUCUAGUCACAUACAGGUGUUAGCCAGGAAGAAAGUGCGAGAGUACCAAGCAAGCAUCAAGGAUCAAGCUUCAAAAGAUAAGGCUCUGCAGAACAUGGCUGCCAUGUCUUCAGCGCAAAUUGUUUCAGCGACUGCAAUGCAGAACAAACUGGGGAUAACUCCAAUCCCACAAGCCCCCUAUCCAGGGACAGCUCGGUUUUGGCCUGGUCCCCUUCCUGGACAGCCAGGGUCCUCUCAAGACAACAUCCCAGAGCUGGCAGGGUGUGGAUGGAGGCGCAGAGACGCAUGGAGCAGCACAUCCACUGAGGGCCGCAGUGUGAAGCCCUUUGCCCAACCGUCGUAUUCAAUUCAGCCUGCGGUACCGCCACCCAUAUCAAGUUACGAACCCCUGGUCCCUCUCACACCUCCUGCCACUAUCCCAGUCUGGCAGGACCGAACCAUUGCCUCCUCCAAGCUCAGGCUGCUGGAGUACUCUGCCUUUGUGGAAGUGCAGAGAGACCCAGACACGUAUAACAAACACCUCUUCGUACACAUUGGUCAGACAAAUCCAUCCUACAGUGACCCGCUACUGGAAGCUGUGGACAUCCGUCAGAUCUACGACAAAUUCCCUGAGAAAAAGGGAGGGCUAAAGGAGUUGUUUGAGAAAGGACCACAGAACGCUUUCUUCUUAGUGAAGUUCUGGGCGGACCUUAACAGCAACAUCCAGGAUGGACCUGGGGCCUUUUAUGGAGUCAGCAGCCAGUACACCAGCUCUGAGAACAUGACUAUAACUUGCUCCACAAAGGUCUGCUCCUUUGGAAAACAAGUGGUAGAGAAGGUGGAGACAGAAUAUGCCAGACUAGAGAAUGGAAGGUUUGUGUAUCGGAUCCAUCGCUCCCCAAUGUGUGAAUACAUGAUCAACUUCAUCCACAAACUCAAGCAUUUACCAGAGAAGUACAUGAUGAAUAGUGUGCUAGAGAACUUCACCAUCUUGCAGGUUGUGACCAACCGGGACACCCAGGAGACCUUGCUGUGUAUAGCAUUUGUAUUUGAGGUGUCGACAAGUGAGCAUGGUGCACAGCAUCACGUUUACCGGCUGGUGAAGGACUAGGACUCCCACACCCAACUUCCCCUACACAGAGGGUGCUGCCACCUGCCAAUUAUCUACACAUCCUGGUGCCUGCUCAUUUUUACCAAACGCAAAACAAAAAUCUAUUUUUCACAGAAACACAGAUAUUUUUACGUUAGAAGAAAUGUAAAAAGACAAAAAAAUGAACUGUUGUGAAGUCAAAGAACAAUAUUCUGCACUACUUCUGUGAGGGUCAUAUAUAUGUGUGUGUUUUUAUUUCCUCUCUUCAGAACUCAAGCUCAGUGAGAGGUAAUGGUACCGUUUUUCUUCCAUUUUAAAAAAUAUUUACACUUCAGGGAUAGUAAGUAUUGGAUAAAGAUCACUUUCAGAAAGUGUGUGUUAAUGAGGGCUUGUAUGUAGGAAUGUUACCUUCUAUGAUAGUUUUUUG